GGCUAAUUCGCCCGGGCAGGCUCGGGGCGCUGCGUGAGCGGCUGCGGGGAUCGGGCGAAGCCGGCAGGUAAUCUGGGGCUCUCAUCAUGUUUGCCAAAGCAACAAGGAAUUUUCUUAAAGAAGUUGAUUCUGGAGGUGACCUGAUUCCAGUAUCAACCUUGAAUGACUCUGAUAAAUUACAGCUUCUAGGUCUGGUGACCAAAAAAAAGAGACUCUGGUGCUGGCAGAGACCCAAGUACCAGUUUUUAUCUGUCACCCUUGGAGAUGUGCUUACAGGAGACCAGUUUCAGAGUCCAGCGGUUGUGGAGUCGGACUUUGUGAAAUAUGAGGGCAAGUUUCAAAACCAGCUGAGUGGGUCCAUCGAGACGGCACUAGGGAAGGUCAAGCUGAGUAUUGGAGGCAAAGGCCUUGUGGAAAGGCAGUCUUCAUUUGGAACCCUGAGGAAGCAGGAGGUGGAUUUGCAGCAGCUCAUGAGAGAUUCCACUCACAGAGCAAUAAAUCUGGGAAAUCCUGUGCUGCAGCAGGUGCUGGAGAGGAAGAAUGAAGUCCUGUGCGUCCUGACACAGAAGAUAGUGACCACGCAGCAGUGUGUGAUCUGGGAGCACGUUCAGGUGGAGGAGCAGUGCGGCGGCGUGGUGGGGAUCCAAACAAAGGUGGUGCAGGUGUCAGCGAAGGAGGAUGGGAGUGUCAUCAAGGACACCAACGUGGUGCUGGAGAUCCCGGCUCCCACCACCAUAGCCUACAGCGUCAUCGAGUUGUACGUGAAACUGGAUGGCCAGUUUGAAUUCUGCCUCCUACAAGGGAAGCAUGGUGGCUUUGAGAUUCACAGAAGUGACUAUGUCUUCCUGGACCUUCCGUCCUUUGAAGAGUUUCCAUUUUGGGAAAUGCCAGAUUCUGGACCAGGACCAUCUGCCCUGGAUUGGCCGCUGAAUGUUUUAAAACAAGGGACUCUGCUCUUGGAGAGGGAUUUCCAUCUGUUUUUGGAGCUGCCAGAACAGCAACAGACAGCACUUAGUGACAUCCUCCAGGCGGUCCUGUUCGAUGAAGAAUUGCUUGUGGUCCUGGAACAAGUGUGUGAGGACAUAUUAAGUGGCCUGUCACUCCCAAUGGCAAUACUGGGGAAGCUGAAGCCCCCACAGCAGCAGGACCUCAUGGCUUUCCUGUGUCUGGUGGGGUACAGAAUGCAGGGCAAGUGUCCAGGCCCAGAGGAUGCAAUCAGCAACCAGGAGCUCUUUUCUACAGCCUACUUCUUGGUCAGUGCACUAGCAGAAAUGCCAGACAAUGCAGCGGUUCUGCUGGGUGCUUGCUGUAAACUCCAGAUUAUUCCUGCGCUGUGUCACUUGUUUCAUGGUCUCUCGGCUGAUGGAGUAUCUGAUCUUAAAAACCCAAUCUUGGCUCCUCUGAAGGAUAUAGAAAGGUUUGGCAUCGCACAGCGUUUGUUUGCCACAGUCAACGUGAACCUGGAGAGACUGCCGUCAUCCAUAAAAGUUGUCACCGAGGAGGACCCCAACACUGUCCCACGAAUUCUUUAUAUAAGCCUCCGUGGGCUCUGUGCUUUACGCAGAGCACAUUAAUAACAUGUGAAUUAGAAGUACAAGACCAUCAAAGUUAGGUAUUUUUCAGAAUUGUUAAGAUACUACUGAGUUUAGCUACCAAGAGGCCCAGUGUCUAAGGUAACUCCAGCACCCACAGGGUUGAGAACUCUAAGCUGUUGUUUAGUUAAAAUCCUUUUCUACAGCGAGAUAGGUCCAUCUAUCACUUCCUUUCAUAAACAAAGACAGCUGAGUCUAUAGAACAUGUGCUGAUUGAGGAAAUGAACUGUAAAUACCACUACAGUAUACAUAUUCCUCUGCUGAAUAAAAUUAAAAUCUCAUAGCAGGACACCCUUCCUUAGGGGUCUAGCUAUAUACAUUUCAUUUUUGUCAUGCUUUGACUAACAUACCAAUUCUAGGUCUAGAACAAUGCUGAUUUCCUAUGCAUUCUGGAUGUUUAAUUUGUAAAAUACUACAUAUUUUAAUUCUGUCUUGACAUUCUUCUAUAAAAAUGCAUGGAAUGUCUCUUUAGUGCCCUUGAUUCCAUUGCUAAUAUCCACUGGGGACCUGAAAUCCCUUCUUUCCCUUAGUAAAAAGUAGCUAGGACCUCCUGCCAGAGGUCUGACUUUAGGAGCAGGGAGGAUGAGAAGUCGCAGUUGUUGAAGAGAAACAUGUUACUCAGCAUGCAUAUAUAUAUAUAUAUAUAUAUAUAUAUAUAUAGACACACACAUAUACAUAUACAUAUAUAUAUAAAUAACCUUGUCAUCUACUCGAAUGUUAAAAUGGAAGAGAUGAAGCAAACAACGCUUUCAUUGCUUCAGUCAAAAAUGAGACUAAAUCUUAGGACGCAUGAGGAAAAAAAUUGCACAUUGUGUGGCAACAACAAAAAAAGCACCUUAAAGGAAUCUGCAGAAAUGGAAAUAGUUGCGCUACAGCUGUGGCACUAUACAUUGCCUUUCUGGCUUUCUGAAAUAAACUUUUAUAAACAACAAACUGAGGACAGAUUGUGUAAGAAGAAUCUACUUGUAUAAAAAAUAGAUACACAUGUACCACAGUGCAAUGGGAGCUUCCUUUAAGAGUCCACAAGAAGGGGCACCUGAGUGGCUCAGUCAGUUAAGCAUCUGACAUCGGCUCAGGUCAUGAUCUCCCGGUUCAUGAG
Molecule: messenger RNA, 2691 nt
Organism: Lynx canadensis (Canada lynx)
Lineage: Eukaryota; Metazoa; Chordata; Mammalia; Carnivora; Felidae
Gene: GSDME
Product: gasdermin E
Exons: 10
Coding region: 87-1574 (495 amino acids)
Biological process (GO): programmed cell death
Cellular component (GO): cytoplasm
Source: RefSeq, a predicted model, not a curated record